Molecule: messenger RNA, 648 nt
Organism: Anthostomella pinea
Lineage: Eukaryota; Fungi; Ascomycota; Sordariomycetes; Xylariales; Xylariaceae
Source: the annotation of a GenBank genome assembly
AUGAACAAGAACUGGAACGAUAGAGCCGACAAAGACUUGUUCUUCACCAUCCUCUCAGUCAAGAACAUUGGCGUGAUAAGCGGUGGCGAAUGGACCACCAUAGGCAACCACAUGCGGUCGAUGGGCUACGGCUUCACGAAUGAGGGAUGUCGUCAACACUUCCAAGGCCUCCGCAGAGCUCAGCACAAGGCCGAAUCGUCGUCAUCGUCGAAUGGAUCCAUCCUGGAUAGCCAACGACAGGCUGACCCCACGGCCAAUCCCAUCACUAGACGUCCGGGCCCUGGUCGUGGGCGCCCUCGGAAGCAACCUCCUGCUCCCAUUGCCGGACCAAGCCAGAAACAAGCUGCUGAAGCGUCAGGUCAGGCGUCAGAUCAGGCAUCCGACACCCAAACGGCUGCUCCUCUCGCGGCAAUGGGCAUGCCCAUGCCCAUGCCCAUGCAGAUGCAGGCUCCGGCUGACAUGCAGGAGACAGACUCGUUGGGAGUGGUGCAUGAGGACACGGAGCUCGAUGGCCAACCUUCGAAGCGUCAGCGCAUCGAUGAGGAUGACCAGCAACCGAAUGACGACGAAGCCGUCCUUGCAUUAGCCGCCGAUGGUCUCCCGGGUCAUUAUGAACAUUCAGAAUAUUAUGAACCUGGCGAGGCGUGA